Molecule: messenger RNA, 2794 nt
Organism: Linum tenue
Lineage: Eukaryota; Viridiplantae; Streptophyta; Magnoliopsida; Malpighiales; Linaceae
Source: the annotation of a GenBank genome assembly
GGAUACUGGUCACUGGAUAGAGACUGUCACCGAGUCCAGCCGGCCCCGCAUCUUCUAUAAAAGGAAUCAGAUCACGUUGCCUAAGAUCCCGGCCUUUACCACUACCUCUACGAGCUCCCUCCAAACCACCGUCGUCCUCUUUCUUCGAACCCUCAGAUAGUCAGAAUCCAAAUUUCCCUGCAGCUACCAGGCCGGCCAUGGCGAAGCCUCACGUAUCUAUGAAGGUCGGGAGCGACGGCGUGGCGGUGAUCGCCAUCUUCAAUCCUCCAGUUAAUGCUUUAGCUAUUCCAAUAUUCACAGGAUUAAAGGAGAAGUUCGCCGAGGCCACCCGAAGAAACGACGUCAAGGCUAUCGUUCUAACUGGCAAGGGUGGCAGAUUUUCUGGCGGGUUUGACAUCAAUGUGUUCCAGAAGGUUCAUGUUACUGGGGAUGUUUCGGUUAUGCCUGAUGUUUCUGUUGAUCUCGUAGUCAACACCAUUGAAGAUUGCAAGAAACCUGUCGUUGCUGCUAUGGAAGGAUUGGCAUUGGGAGGAGGCUUAGAACUAGCGCUGGGAUCUCAUGCACGUAUUGCUGCACCAAGAACUCAACUUGGCUUGCCAGAAUUGACACUUGGCGUGAUACCUGGUUCUGGAGGUACACAGCGACUCCCAAGGCUUGUAGGGCUGCCAAAGGCCAUUGAGAUGAUGCUACUAUCCAAGCCCAUCCUGUCUGAAGAGGGAAAGAAGCUUGGUCUUAUUGAUGCUCUUGUCUCUUCUCAAGAUUUGCUGAAAGUAUCACGAGAAUGGGCUCUAGACAUUGCUGACAGGCGCAAACCUUGGGUUCGUUCACUUCAUAAGACUGACAAGAUUGGUUCGCUCUAUGAGGCCCGUGAGGUACUGAAAGCUGCUAGGCUGCAAGCCAAGAAGACCGCCCCAAAUAUGCCGCAGCAUCUGGGAUGCCUUGAUGUGAUUGAGGAUGGCAUUAUUCAUGGAGGCUACAGUGGGGUUCUGACGGAGGCAAAAGUAUUCAACGAGUUGGUCUUAUCAGAGACUUCAAAGGGUCUAGUUAAUGUGUUCUUUGGCCAGCGUGCUACAUCAAAGGUGCCUGGUGUGACUGAUGUUGGCCUUAAACCUAGACAGAUCAAGAAAGUGGCUGUUAUAGGUGGAGGCCUAAUGGGUUCUGGGAUAGCUACUGCCCUCAUUACAAGCAAUAUAUAUGUUGUUCUUAAAGAAGUAAACUCUGAGUAUCUUCUCAAAGGGGUAAAAACAAUAGAAGGAAAUAUUCGGAACUUGGAGACAAGAGGAAAGUUGACGAAGGAUAAAGCUAAAAAAGCUAUCUCAAUGCUUGAAGGUGCUUUGGACUAUUCGGACUUCAAUAGUGUGGACAUGGUCAUAGAGGCAGUUAUUGAAAAUAUUCCCUUGAAACAAAAAAUAUUUGGUGAACUUGAAAAGGUUUGUCCUGGUCACUGCAUUUUGGCAACUAACACAUCCACCAUCGACCUGAGUGUGAUUGGAGAGAAGACUAACUCACAGGAUCGCAUCAUAGGUGCACACUUUUUCAGCCCUGCUCAUAUAAUGCCUCUCCUGGAGAUAGUGAGGACGAACAAAACCUCAGCACAAGCAAUUCUUGAUCUUAUGAUAGUUGGGAAGGCUAUAAAGAAAGUACCCGUUGUCGUGGGUAACUGCACUGGUUUUGCAGUCAAUCGUACCUUUUUCCCCUACUCACAGAGCGCCCAUAUACUAGCCCAUGUAGGCGUGGACGUCUUCAGAAUCGACAGAGUCAUCAGCAGCUUCGGCCUCCCUAUUGGCCCAUUCCAGCUCCAGGAUUUAGCUGGAUAUGGAGUAGCUUUGGCUGUCAGCAAAGAAUUUCGCGGUGCAUUCCCUGAUCGCACAUUUAAGUCACCCCUGGUUGAUCUCUUGAUUAAGAAUGGACGAAAUGGCAAGAACAAUGGAAGGGGAUACUACAUUUACGAGAAGGGAAGCAAGCCAAAACCUGAUCCUUCAGUACUACCCAUCAUCGAGGAGUCGAGGCGUAUUGCCAAUAUGAUGCCCAAUGGAAAGAUAAUCAAUGUUACUGAUCAGGAUAUCCUGGAGAUGAUCAUGUUCCCGGUGGUGAACGAGGCAUGCCGUGUACUUGACGAGGGCAUGGUGGUUCGAGCGUCAGACCUCGAUAUAGCAUCUGUGCUCGGGAUGAGCUUCCCGUCUUAUCGUGGUGGUAUCGUCUUCUGGGCGGACUUGGUCGGGGCGAAACACAUAUAUGAAAGGCUAACGAGGUGGUCGGAGUUGUACGGUGGGUUCUUCAAGCCAUCGAGCUACUUGGAAGUGCGUGCAGCAAGGGGAGUCCCAUUGAGUGCUCCUGCUUCGUCUCUCUCUUCUUCAUCAAGGUCUCGGCUGUAGACAACAAGGCCUCUUGUUUCCGUCACCAGCAAGUCAAAUCACAAAUGUAAUAAAAUGUCUGGAAAAUGUGUCUGAGAUUUUCGUAUCCCAGCAAUAAAGGGUAGAUCAUAGGGUUUAUAAACCUCUGGAAAUUUCAUAUUUUGCACAUCAGCGAUUACUCGUAGUGUUAUCAUCGAUUAUAACAAACGUUUAUGUUUGCUCUCUAUCUCACUUCAUAUCUUUUGGUAGUUCAUACGAACGUCACUUUCCUUCUUUAGGAAGACCGUAUGUACUACCAUCCGGGAAUGGAUCAGGUCAGUAACCUUAUGGUGAGUAACCAUGAGUAACCCGUCCACAUCAGUAUGACAUCACCAUCCUCUCUCUCCUGUAAAGCCUUUAAUUUUCCCCUCUUUAAUUUUUGACGGACAAUUUCUCACUCA